Molecule: messenger RNA, 3498 nt
Organism: Melitaea cinxia (Glanville fritillary)
Lineage: Eukaryota; Metazoa; Arthropoda; Insecta; Lepidoptera; Nymphalidae
Product: protein FAM91A1
Exons: 19
Coding region: 93-2936 (947 amino acids)
Source: RefSeq, a predicted model, not a curated record
UUUCUUAUCAAAAUAUUUGCAAUGAUGUUUUAAUUGUAUUCAAUUGUAUCUUUCAAUGAGAUAGUGAUUAAAAAGAUAAUAUCUCCAAAAACAUGGAGGAUGAAAUUGACGAAUGUGUUAGGAAAAAAAUACAGUGGCCUCAGUUGCCAGGAAAUAUUAAAAAGUUGUUUAACGAGUCUCCAAAAGAAUAUGAGAGAUAUAUUUUUGAGUUUAGUAUUAAAAAUCAACUAAGAUACAGAGGUAGUCUAGUGAGAAGUGUAAAAAAAGAUGAACGUAAAUACUACGAAGCAUUGGUGCAAAAUAGCAUACAGAGACUUAUGCUAUAUCCCUAUCACUUAGCUGAUAUGAUUGUUAAGGGAUUAAGAAUAACACCUUUUAUAUAUUACAUUGAAGUGGUUGCCCUACUUAUUGAGAUGGAGAAGAGCUACGACACAAUGCCUAAUUUCACUGCCGCUGAUUGUCUCAGGCUUCUAGGGAUUGGAAGAAAUGAGUACCUAGAAUUGGUGGCUAAAGCAAGGUCACUAGGAAGGCGUGGGAGAUCAAGGGCUAUUCGCUGUUUACUGCCUCGGGUACCUCUUAACAUUCCCAUGCAACCGUGGUGGAGAGUGGAGCUGGGUUAUGUUUUAGAAGAAGAUGUUAAACCUUUAGGUGAGAGCGAGAAGGCAGUUAUUGAUUUGUUAAUAGACAGAGGUUCACAGACUGCCGGCACACUAGACUAUCAUGCUGUAAAGAAGUUAUACAGGCGUGGUUUAAUUUAUUUAGACGUUCCAAUCACAGCGGAAGACAAGGUGACAGUUCCACCACUGAAAGGCUUUGUGAUGAACCGUAUCGCCGGCGACUACUUCGAGACGUUGCUCUACAAGGUCUUCGUAUCUAUUGACGAACAUACCAGCGUCGCCGAGCUGGCCUCAGUAUUGCAGGUGGAUUGCUCGCUGGUGAAGCAGGCGGUGUCGCUGUACGUGCGCCUGGGCUUCGCACAGCACCUGCAGCCGCCCCCCGCCGCGCCGCCGCACGCCUCCUGGCGCGCCGCCGUCACUGCGCACGCGCACCCGCCGUAUAGACAAAUAUCUCCGCUAACCUUUGGCUCUAAUGUGGACGAAGAUUUACAAAUGGAACCUGUACUUAUUAAAGAUAUGCCAUCUACUUCUAAACAGAGAACACAGUCAGAAACAUCCGAAACGUCUAAUAGCGGUGGUAGUCAAAGAGUUGCAGUGCUCUUCGACUCCACACUAGCGGCUUAUCUCAUGAUGGGAAAUUUAUCACCGGAUCUUAAAAGUCAUGCUGUAACGCUGUUUGAAGUUGGAAAAUUGUGCGAUGAAAGCUUGGACAGUUUACUUAUGGAACUGGAUAAGGUAGUAGGAGAUCCAGAAAUAGAAGGUGAGGCAAGGCGAUACUUGGCAGCUGCAGCGUGCUUGCGUAUAGCGCUGCGUACUUUGCGUCCUUGUUUAAAGCCGCUAGACUUACUUCGUUGCGAAGCGCUGCAUGCGCUUGAUGCUCCAUCGAGAGCAAGACUACUGGCAACUAAGUAUAGACUGGCGGUGUCGACGGCGCCGCUGUCGCGCGAGGCGCGCGCCGGCGCGGCCGCGGGCUGCCUGCCGCACGUGGGCCCCGCGCCGCCCGAGGCCGCCUCGCCGUGGAUGCGCCUCUACCUCUACCACCUCGCCGGCUACGGCCCGCCCACGCUGCUGCUCACCAAGGGCACGGUGCUGCGCGGCGUGCCGCGCGCGCUGCUGGGCUUCUCGCGGCUGUCGGUGUGGUGGUGGGGCGCGGAGGCGGAGGGCGCGGCGCUGCCGGCGGCGGCGGCGCUGGCGGCCGCCAACUCGGCGCUGCGGCGCGCGCCCGUGCUGCUGCAGGCGGCCGCCGUGCGCGCGCCGCCCGCCGCCGCGCACCUGGCCUUCCCGCCCGGCGGCCACGACGAGCUACAAGCACUGUGGCACAAGCACGCGGGCUUGCGACGCCUGCUAAGACGACUACGGUUGACGCGCUCGGCGGGAUACGUGACACUGGCCGACAUCGGCGUGCCCGACCUUGGCUGUGCGCACCCGCCCGCCACCGUGCAGCUCGUUACACCAAGAAGAAAGAAAGAUAGUUGUGGAAUAGCAAAACCAGUUAGUGAGGUGUUGAUAUCGUCGAAUGAUUCCUCAAAAGAAUCAACAGAACACACGAAUCCUAUAAGCCACCGACUGCAGUCACCUAUCGAGUCUCACUUCGCAGUGACUCCUACUGGCGAUAGUAAGACGAACUCUCCGGCGAAUGGUUUUACAAGUGCAGAAAGUGGGAAAUUACUCUGUGAAGAGCUUGAUAAUCUAAAUAUUGAUACACAUCAAAGCAAAGAAUCGAUCGCGAGCAGCGACGACUUUGUACCCAUACAUUCCUCGACCAGUAUUGAUGAUUUGAAAGAGAAACAUUCCAUAGACAAUUCCAGAAUUAAUGAUUCCAUUUCGGACAAUACAGUUCCAGUCCACUCGCCCUCUAAAGUAAAAAAUAAUGAAACAAAAACGGAUCAGUUGAACGACUUGUUAAGUCCAGCAGAGGAGACUAUAUCCAUGUUUACACAGUUGUCAGAUAAGUUGACAGAAAUCACUACUGAAGGGGACAGUGGUGUGGACACAGCGCAUAACUAUUCUGACGAUGAAACUUGUAAACCUGAAAAAUGGACAAUUUUGGAUCUCCAAUUUGGCAUUCCACUGUUUGAUGAAGCUCUGUGUGAGAAAGUUUGUCGCAAUAUUGUAGAAAAGAUAGCAAAACCUGAAUUAUUGGAAAAAGUGAAAGAGGACAAUGAGUUUAUAAGAUCAGAUGUGUUGAAGUUUGUUUCACAGUGUCAGUAUUACCCAGGAGAAGAUAUGGGAAUUGUAAAACGUGGCACUUUAGUGCCCUUACCAAGAAAAAACUUGGUAUUUGAAAAUGGAAGGAUAAGUGAAUGGAAUGGGAAGUGAUAUUACCGCCGUUUACACCGAAUAGGAUAUAUUCAUCAUAAUAUAUAAGUUAUAAAGGCUCCUUACAAAGAGCUCCUGCAAUUCAUAGCUAAGGUAUAAUGGUUGAGAAGUAUUCAAAGUGUUAAAAAGCGUCCAAAAACAAAAGUUGCCAUUUGUUUUAAUUUUGUUAUAAAUACUUAGUAUAUUUACUUAUGAGACACAUCAUUUUUUAAAAUUAUUAAGUGUCUGAAUUUAGGGUAAUUAUAUUUGAAUGUGUAACAAUAUGUAAUAAGAUUCAAUUAUUAGAAUAGUGAUGAGAUUAUUGGAGGGUGUACGAAAGUAUAUACAUACUAUACUAACAUGUAUAAACAUGUCUAUAUGACUAACAGUGAAAAAAAUUCUGCUAGUCUUACAUGAAAAUGUUUAUAUGAAAAAAAAAUGAUGCCAUGAGCUAUAAAGAAUAAUAUAUGAAAAAUGUAAUCUGUACCUAAUUAUUGUAAGUAUAUAGUUUCACUUCAUUAUUUAAUACAUGUGAUAAAAGUGUAGGUUAUAACAGAUAUAUAGUUAUUGUUAAAUUACUUAA